AUGUGUGGUAGAACUUUGUUGCAUUUGGCGCCAGACGUUGUCCAACAAACUUUAGUAAGUUCCAACCUAAAUUGUACGAAAUGGGUUGAUCAGGGGAAAUAUAAGCCAUCAUUUAAUGUUGCUCCAACUUAUUAUGAGCCUGUUGUUCGUACAGACUCUGAGUCACAUGAAAAUAUUAUUCAUUCUAUGAGAUGGGGAUUAGUUCCAUCAUGGGCAAAGGACAAAUCUAAAUCCCCUACUUCGACACAAUCAAUCAAUUGUCGAGAUGAUUCAUUAUUUGAAAUAAGCGGAAAACCAAUGUUUAAACCUUUAAAGAAUAAAAGUCGAUGUAUUGUUGUCGCUCAAGGAUUCUAUGAAUGGUCUCGUGAACACAAGAAGAAGAAAACACCUUAUCUUAUCAAAAGAAAAGAUGAAAAGCUACUUCUUUUUGCAGGGCUUUACGAUAAAGUUCAAUUAGAAAAUGGUGAUACUCUUUAUACAUACACAAUUAUUACGACCUCAUCUUCCGAUUUCCUAUCAUUCGUUCAUGAUCGAAUGCCUGUGAUCUUAGAAAAUGAUUCUGAUUGUUUAUCAAAAUGGAUGGAUCCUAAUAUUCGUUGGUGUUCCGAAUUUGAAGAACUUUUAAAGCCUUACGAAGGGGAAUUAGAAUGGUUCUAUCCUGUUUCACAGGAUGUAGGAAAUGUGAGCAAUGAUUAUCCGAGUUUAAUAAAUCCUAUUACAAAAACCAACAUUACAAGUUUUUUUUCGGGGAAAAAAGAUGAAAUAAAAGACAAAAAGUCAAAAUCAGUAAUCAAUCAAAAGGAGGAGGAUGAUGAUAUAAAAGAAUCAACAUCUAAUGAUUCAAUACCAGCUAAACGUUCAUUAGAUGACUUGAAAGAUGAUAUAAAAGAAGAUUUUACAUCGAAUGAAGGAAAUGAUCUAAAGCGAUCACGUAAAAUUCCACCUUCACCUGAUGAAAAAUCAUUCAAUAACGAAGACUCGGAUACGGAACAGUUACAAGCACCAUCUUCAAGUACGAUAUCUCAAAAAAAAUCAUCAUUAAAUUUUACUGCACAAAAGCCAAACUCAACCAAGAAAAAUAAGGCAAAGACAACUAAUGUUUCUGCACAGAGAGGUACUGUACAAAAAAAGAAGCAAAAAUCAAAAGAUAAGGCGGAAGGUUCUGCUAAAAUUACUAGUUUCUUUCCAAAAUCUGAAUCAUAA
Messenger RNA from Dentiscutata erythropus, 1203 nucleotides. Lineage: Eukaryota; Fungi; Glomeromycota; Glomeromycetes; Diversisporales; Gigasporaceae. The record is from the annotation of a GenBank genome assembly.